AUGAACAGUCCAACUCCGAAUACAGUUGAAGUGGUGGUGGAUAUGCGAGACGCCGCGGGCUGUGCAGUAGAUUUACAUUACCAAAAGGAUGUGUUCGCCGACAUGGUCGGGAUGGACUACAAUGGCAACAAGGUCGUCGUGCCGUGGGAGGAAGGACAGAAACUCGUCUGUUACGGACGGCCAGUGUAA
This is a messenger RNA of Colletotrichum destructivum, 189 nucleotides long. RefSeq lists its product as uncharacterized. The record is from RefSeq and is a predicted model, not a curated record. The coding region runs from base 1 to 189 and encodes 62 amino acids. NCBI's taxonomy places the organism in Eukaryota, Fungi, Ascomycota, Sordariomycetes, Glomerellales, Glomerellaceae. The transcript has a single exon.